Dicentrarchus labrax (European seabass) is the source of this 3167-nucleotide messenger RNA. It is a transcript of the gene gpat2, whose product is annotated as glycerol-3-phosphate acyltransferase 2, mitochondrial. Bases 322 to 2721 code for a protein of 799 amino acids. The record is from RefSeq and is a predicted model, not a curated record. Lineage: Eukaryota; Metazoa; Chordata; Actinopteri; Moronidae. Gene Ontology annotation, cellular component: mitochondrial membrane. The transcript is spliced from 25 exons.
UUGUGAAACGACCUUGUCGGUUCACCGGAGACCGGAACAGAUGCGGUAACGUUGGUUACCCUGUGAAGGACGGCUGCUAGGUAACGCUAGCUAACAGGUUGUAGCUAACAGGGUCGGAGCAGCCAGGAGAGCACCGUGAGACAGCUGAACGGAUGUUUUUAUAUUCGGACCAAAGGUCAGGUGCCACACCUGCUAAAUGAUUGAAAGACUGCUGUGGGAAGAGACAGCGCUGAAUGUCUAGACACCCGUCGUCCACAUCAAACAAACCCCGCGGCUGCUUCAGAAUAAGGUCCCUGGGUAGAAGCCUGCAGGGGGCUCAACAUGGUGCAGGAGAAGAACGACGGGAUAAACAAAGACAUGGUCCCUCCACCAAUUCAACAGAAUAGACCUGCUUUGUCACUGGAACCAAAGAUCAAGAAGAAGCUGAAGACGGUGCCUCCCAGCCUGGGCAAGUUCAGACCACUUGUUGGCCAAUGCUGCCACCAGUGCACCCCAGAUAGUCAGCGUAAGAAGCUUGGACAAAACUCUUCCCUUGGCUUCCACAACUUGCUGAGUGUCAACGAGACGCACACCAGGUAUCGAGGCUGGCUGGUGCGGAGGGUGUGCUGCGCGCUCUUUGUGAGUGGGUGCAAGGUUUACGCGAGUCCUGUUAGAAACAGACUGGAGAGAGUCUGUCAAAGCAACAGGGUUAAGGAGGUGCUCACAGCAGAGCAUAAAGCACCUCAGGGGGGAGACAGCCGAGGGCAGAUCAACCGCCUCUCACCAUUCCUCCCCCUCAUUAACACCUGCAUCUUCCCUGGCCUCUUGCGAUUUGUGGGCUGGGUGAUGCUGAAGAUGUUUGCUUCCAUGUUUGACAGCAUUCAGAUUAACCUCAACCAUCUACCGGCUUUGCACAGAGCUUCACAAGAGGGGUCUCUGCUGGUUUACGUGUAUGUGCGUCAGAGCAUCGUGGACUGUGCUCUCCUCCCUCUGGUGCUCUUCUGUCACAACCUGAGAGUCCCAUACACUCUCUGUCCCUUCCAGAUUAAUAGCUACUUCCUGAGAUCAAUCCUGCAGAAAGUUGGUGUGGUCCUCCUGCCGCCUUCUGCACUGACUGAGCAGGAUGCUGAGAUGAACAGUCUGUACUCAUCUGUCAUGACCUCCCUGGUACGUGAGCUGCUACAUGAGGACCAGGCGAUAAGUGUUGGUGUGUCAGCGGAGUCUGGCCUAGGGAGCCAGUGGCUGGCUCGCAUCAGACAUCUCAUCAAAGAGGGAUCUGUCCCCGAUGUUAGUCUGGUCCCUGUGGGCAUCUCCUACGACUGUGUGCCCAAGACCAGUAUACAGGUUGGCUUAAGCUCUGUGUUGCAGUGGCUGUGGUCCUUUGUCUGGAGAAGACCAGGAGGAAGUGUCAGGAUCCACCUCGCUCAGCCCUUUUCUCUCAAGGAGAUGUGCGAGUCAGGGAGGUGCAGAGUAGAUGAAUGGCUCCCUCUACAGGACCUGUUGCUGCCUGUUAUCCUCAACAACAGAACUGACAGUGUGUUUGGGCGGAGGAGGAUGUCGUGGCUUCUGCCUUCUUCUCAUUAUGCAUCUGAACUCAAAGAGGGACCUCCUCCAGAGAGAGACCUCAGCAUCGCCAUCACCCUCCACCUCAUCUUCUCUGCAACCUCCUGCAUGGCUGUGAUGUCCACCAGCCUAGUGUCCAGUCUUUUUCUGUACAGACACCGCAAGGGCGUGAGUGCGUCUCUCCUGUGUCAUGAUGUGGCCUGGCUCACAGAGGAAGUCUUGUUCAGGAACAGAGACGUCGGUUUUGGGGGAAGUUUAGCGGAUGUGGUCCACUAUUCCCUUUCUCUGCUCGCCCCUCAUCUCGUCAUAGCUGCAGCACCGUCUGGGAAAGACCCUUUUAUUGUGCCCCGUCCUUCCCUUGCUGCCACACUUCACCUCGCCCUCCAGGCCCAGAUUGUGACACACACCUUCAUUUUGGAAGUGGUUGGUGCAUGCGCGGUGUCUGCCAUGCUGUGCGAGGUGGCCGGCAGUGGCGUCAGCAGCAGGGUGAGGAGCAGCGGCGUGGACGGGGAGGAGGUGAAAGGUGACAUGGAGUUUGAUGUGGUGCUCUGCGAGUCCGAGCUGACUGAGAGAGCCCUUCAGCUCUGCCAUCUCCUGCCUCCAGGCUUCAUGCCACCCUGUCAGUCACCCCAGAGUUUCGCUCUGGAUGCAGUUGACAGUCUGGUCCGCUGUGGCAUCCUAAUCAUGGAAGAAGUUGCCAGAGACGUUCCCAUCUGUGAUUUCUGGAAGAAAGAAGGUGUUCUGACCUGGACCACCUCUGAUGAUCCUUAUCACAGUGACUCUGACUGUGAGGAGCAGGAUCUGCGUUCCUACAAGAUAAGCCAACCAAGUCAGUGUCCAGAGAUGCUCUUCUUCCUCUGCAGUAUGCUAGCUGGACCUCUGAGGACACUGUGCUGGACGACCACCGGACUGGACCUUCUGCACUCAUCACUGCCAGAAGCAGAGUUUGUGGCUCAGCUACACUCCCAUCUGUGUGACACAGCACAUAAGAAGAAACAGCACUAUGAAAGCUGCUCAGAGGAGGCUGCACACACUGCAGUUAGAACACUAAUAGACCUGGGGGUCCUUUCGGAGGAGCAUCAGAAAGGAGGCGUCUUCCUGGGUGUCAGUCCUUUGUUCCAGUUGUCAGAAAACAGGCAGAAACUGCACCGCUUCAUCUCACAGUACCUCUACAAUUAAUGUGUUUAACUGAGCAGCACGACUCGAGGCUGUGACUCGGCUUUGUUUUGUUGCAGUCUGACCUCAUCCCUCUGUUAGUGUCACACAAGCUUGUGUUCAGUGUUUAAAAAAAAAAAGAUGCAUGCUGAGCCGGGACGCUCGUGCCUUUAGGUUAAUUGCAUUUUGAUUUUUCGGUGAUGAGGCAUUGAUUUUUAAGUUUAUCUUUAGUAAUAGCAUUAGCAUAAAGCCACAGGAGACGAGGAUUAUGAAGUCCCUGUAAUCAGUUGUGAGGACUCGCUGCGCCUCGUGUUUCGACCAUGUUUACGUUGUGAUGAAGGCCGCAGAUGUUUUGUUUGUAACGUGAUCAUUAAGCCGAGCUCUGCUUUGUUCUAGUUUCUCACAAGUCAAUCAGUGAAAGUGUAAAUGUUAAUUCCGACAAUAAACAAAUGUGCUUACUUCAUCAUUAA